AUGGAUUAUGAACAACAAAAUAUUUCUUGGACAUUUUCAUUGAUCAAACGAGCCAUUUUAAUUACAUUGAAUGUAUGGAUUUCAAUAGUAUUUCUUUUGAUUAUUGUAAUAUGGCCACAAAAUGAUUAUUUAAUAAGUAUUGAAAUGUUAAAUGAAAUUGUUCAUUCAAAUAGAAAUGAUUUUAUUAUUAUUGAAACGAUAAUAGCAUUUGUUUUACGUGAAUGUUUAUAUUAUUAUCAUUUGUUUGAAUUAAUUCAAUACAAAUCAAAAAUAACCGAAAUUAUAAUUAAAUAUUGUCAAUAUGAUGAUAAUGAAUUAUCAUUAAAAUAUCGUAAUUAUUUAAUACAAUUUUAUCAAAAAUCUCAUUUUAUUGUUAUUAUUUCUUAUCGAAUGGUUAACAUUGAAAUAUUGGCUGUUUAUUUUUUGGCAAUUUUUUUUGUUUUUUAUCUAUAUCAAUGUGGUCAAAUUAAAUUGAUUAAAUUAAUAAUGACAACAAUAUUUCUUACAAUAUACGUUUGUCAUUGUAUUUUUAUAAUUAGUGAUUCAUUAAUACUUUUAAGUUUUAUACAACGAAAAUUAUUCUGGUAUCAAUUUCAUUCCGAUUAUGUUCAUCUCUAUAGUGAAACUGAUCAAUUUAAUCAAGCACUUCGAUAUGUAUUAUUGUUCACUGAAUUUUGGUCUAAAUCUGUAGUCGUAAUUGGUUUAUUAUUUUAUAGCCAUCAAACCAAAAUGCAAAUGCAAAAUACACUAAUCAUAUUCAUAUUCAUAUUAGUGUUUAGUACAAUAAACAUCUUAAAUUUUAGUAUAGCUCAUAUACCUUCAUAUAAUCGCGUUUGUUGGCUAUCUGUACAUCGUUGGAUUGCUCGAUCACAAUGGUUAAAUUUGGAUCAAAGAAAAUUACUCAAUAGAUUUCCACUACGAUAUUCACUUAAAUCACGUCUAUUUUUACAGUCGAUGACCAGAAAUCAAUUCGGUUUCACUUGUGGUCGAAU
Molecule: messenger RNA, 992 nt
Organism: Dermatophagoides pteronyssinus (European house dust mite)
Lineage: Eukaryota; Metazoa; Arthropoda; Arachnida; Sarcoptiformes; Pyroglyphidae
Source: RefSeq, a predicted model, not a curated record